Molecule: messenger RNA, 237 nt
Organism: Penicillium chermesinum
Lineage: Eukaryota; Fungi; Ascomycota; Eurotiomycetes; Eurotiales; Aspergillaceae
Exons: 1
Coding region: 1-237 (78 amino acids)
Source: RefSeq, a predicted model, not a curated record
AUGACAACAUUUGUGCACAUGGUAGCUGUUAUUGGGCCCCCGGGCCCUCCAUCUCCAGACGCCAUCAAGCAAGUCCUACUUCAGAGCACCCUGGAAGGAGCCCUUCCUCCAGUCUUGAUCGAUGCCAUUAGCCGAUCUCCCGACGGCCUUCGCGCCUUGCGAAAUCUAAAGUACACACACUUUGCCGGCGCCCCUCUACCUUCGACGACUGUACAGCUCCUCCAUAUGUACAGGUAG